UUGGGGAUGAGGAUGCUGCUGGAAGGAUAUGCCUUCACACCCUCUUGUGUGCUAAUCUCUCCCAGCAGCUGUUCUUAGCCCAAGAUGAAAUUCUCUUUGUUUGUGACUCUGAAUAACACUUGUGUUUUGCCAUGGCAUCCCAAGUAUGUAAAUGUUAGGGUGAUGUGGUUUGCUCUGAGCUCCCCUUUGGUGAUGCUUCUUUUCAGGACCCACUGCAGCUCUGUGAUUGCUGAUCCAUGUUUAACUGUAAGGAGUCCUGGCAAGAUGGCAUUUUCCAGACUUCCCAUCCUUCUAGCACUGGCAUUUUCCUCUCUUUCCUUUGUUCUUUCCCAUUUGAACAGAGAGAUGUGGUUUCAGGAUUUCUUUCCACCCAACACGUGCCCUAUAAAUGCCAAAGACAACACUUUUUAUGGCAUAAUGUUUGACGCAGGAAGCACUGGAACCAGGAUUCACAUUUACACCUUUGUGCAGAAGAGCCCAGAAGACCUUCCAGAACUGGAAGGGGAAAUCUUUGAGUCUGUCAAGCCCGGUCUCUCUGCAUAUGCUGAUCAGCCUGAAAAGGGAGCUGAAACUGUCAAAAGAUUGCUGGACAUGGCCAUAGAUGCUGUGCCACCUCAUCUCUGGAAGAAGACCCCAGUAGUGUUAAAAGCCACAGCUGGUCUACGCUUGCUGUCAGAGGAGAAAGCUCAGUCUUUGCUUUUAGAGGUGAGAGAAGUCUUUGAGGAAUCACCAUUUCUCGUUCCAGAGGACAGUGUUAGCAUCAUGGACGGGUCUUAUGAAGGAAUUUUAGCCUGGAUCACUGUGAACUUUCUGACAGGGCAGCUGUCAGGCCAGAACCAGCAUACUGUUGGGACUCUGGACUUGGGAGGAGCCUCAACCCAGAUCACAUUCCUGCCGCAGUUUGAGGAAACUUUGAAGGAAACCCCUGGGGAUUUUCUUACCUCAUUUGAAAUGUUUAAUAGCACCUACAAGCUCUAUACCCACAGCUAUUUGGGCUUUGGACUAAAAGCUGCGAGACUAGCAAUUCUUGGAGCUUUGAAUGUGGAAGCUGUGGAUGGACAAAUGUUUCGCAGUUCGUGUUUACCAAAGCAGUUGGAGGCAGAGUGGCACUUUGGGGGAGUGAAAUACCGGUAUGGUGGCAACAAAGAAGGAGAAACAGGAUUCAAGCCUUGCUACUUGGAAGUACUCAAGGUUGUCAAAGGGAAACUACACCAACCAGAUGAGAUUCGUGGACGUUCCUUCUAUGCUUUCUCCUAUUACUAUGAUCGAGCAGUUGACACCAACCUAAUUGAUUAUGAACAGGGAGGUGUUUUGGAAGUGAGAGAUUUUGAAAGAAAAGCCAAAGAAGUCUGUGAUAACAUGGAGAAGUACAACUCAGCCAGUCCUUUCCUCUGCAUGGAUCUUGUGUACAUCACUGCUUUGCUAAAGGAAGGAUUUGGAUUUAGGGACAACACACUCUUACAGUUAACAAAGAAAGUGAACAACGUAGAGACAAGCUGGACUUUGGGUGCUACCUUUCACCUACUGCAGUCUCUGGGAAUCACUUACUGAGCUGUGACAUUCGUGUGGACUAUAGCAUUUCUGAAAGGCUGAGAAAGCAAUUGAAACCUCCAGGUACAUUGUUCAGCUGGAGCUGGUCACAGAGCAAAACAUGGACCAAAGCUAUAGAACAGACCUUCACCCCAGACUGGCAUUGUGCAUAAUGAGAGUUGCUACAGUAUGAUUUAUAAUUGUGAUUGCCAUAAGUGAUCCAGAAUCUACCUUCUGAAAGCCAGUAGCCCUAGACUCAAGCAGAGUAUUGCAAGGGGCUCAAAGCCAGCUUUCACCAGCACCUUUGUAUAGCCUCCCAUUGCUAGAAGCACAGAGUACCUGGCAUGUGGUGGCAGACCACAGACAUUUGGCUUCCCACCCCCCUUUUAUUUUAAACAUGCAUAACUUAAGUUUGCUUGUGAGAUUUUAAAUACAGAAAUUACAGGUGACAUCAACAGUCAUUCAGAGAAAGGUAACUGGAUGCUGCCAGCCUCCCUGUUCCAAGUACCUGGCUGUUAGCUUAGAUAAUAUAUUGCAAGAAGACUCCAGUCUUUCAAGAAGGGAUCUGCUGUGAGUGCACUUUGGGCAUGGUUUUGGGAAAGGUGUGGGCUAAAGCAUAUGUUGUAAUGUACUGUGCAUUUCUUUAGACAGUAAUCAUUUCCUGAACAGAAUGCAUGCCUGAGUCCCUUUUUGCUGCCUUUUGCAAGCCUGUGCAGCUGUACUGUGCAUCUGGCUACCAGACCUGAUAAUUCACUUAGGGUGUAGUCAUAACACAGACUUGUGCUGGCACAACCAGGCAGCAGUGCCAGCUAUUUAAAUUCUACAGCCAAAAGAAGUACUUGUCACGUUACACCCACAAGGAGAUGAAGGGUGCAGUCAGAUGAAAGGGCCCAUCUGAUUGAUAGCUCACUUUGCAGUGAGAGGCAGUUCUGCUUCUCUGCUCUCAGCAAGGCACUCCCACAGCUUUCUUUCCUCUGAUGCUGGUGCUUCUCCGGUUCCUUGAGGACUGGAUUCCCAACACCAAAUGUGAGUUAAAUCAGAUCACUAAAGGGUCAAGUCUAGGGCUAGCACAAGGAAAGAGGCAUUGCAAAGCCUGGAGAGACCUGCUGGGCCAGGGAGCUGUUAGAAGGCCACAGCCCACUUUGUAGAGUGAGCUCUAAGGUGUGGUUUCCCAUCUGAAAGUGUGGGCUUAUCACUUCCUGUGCUGUCCUUAGAAACCUGCCGUGAAUGCAGAGCUGUGGGGAAACAAGUUGUUUAUGCAGUUGUUUGAUAGACCAAUAUAGGAAGAGAGCGGAAUUAGCAUCAGAAACAGAGGGAGAACAAGAGCAGAAGUAGCUUUACUUUCUUAUCCCUUGUCCAUUUGAAAUUGGUUUAAACUUCAUUUCUGUUGAAUUUAAUGUAGCA
Neopsephotus bourkii (Bourke's parrot) is the source of this 2934-nucleotide messenger RNA. RefSeq names its product ectonucleoside triphosphate diphosphohydrolase 5 (inactive) (gene ENTPD5). Gene Ontology annotation, cellular component: membrane. Gene Ontology annotation, biological process: nucleoside diphosphate catabolic process. Lineage: Eukaryota; Metazoa; Chordata; Aves; Psittaciformes; Psittacidae. The record is from RefSeq and is a predicted model, not a curated record. Gene Ontology annotation, molecular function: GDP phosphatase activity; UDP phosphatase activity.